This is a messenger RNA of Ipomoea triloba (trilobed morning glory), 3567 nucleotides long. RefSeq names its product phospholipase D zeta 1-like. The transcript has 20 exons. Gene Ontology annotation, biological process: phosphatidic acid biosynthetic process; phospholipid catabolic process; intracellular signal transduction. Gene Ontology annotation, cellular component: plasma membrane. Lineage: Eukaryota; Viridiplantae; Streptophyta; Magnoliopsida; Solanales; Convolvulaceae. Gene Ontology annotation, molecular function: D-type glycerophospholipase activity. The coding region runs from base 213 to 3206 and encodes 997 amino acids. The record is from RefSeq and is a predicted model, not a curated record.
CUCUUCUCCAGCUCUUCCGUACGUAUAUUAUAAUCGCACUCGUCUUCAUAAACUGAGAGAAAGCCAAAAACUUCAUGUGCAAAUGAUGAAUUUUCACUUUUGUUUAUUCGGUUAAUCUUUGAAGUUUGGAGAAAUGAAGUGGUCAAAGGAUUUCUUUCGAUCAUUAUUGGAAUUGACUGAGUGAAGAAGAAGAGGAAGUGUAGAGCAGAGCAAUGUUGACGGAAAAUUUGAUCGGAGAAAAUUACGUGUCGUCGUCGGCGGCGCUGUCUUCGUCGUCGCAUUCACUCCGGUUGCACGCCGAGGCGGCGCGGAUUUUCGAUGAAUUGCCAAAAGCGAGUAUUAUUUCGGUGUCCAGACCGGAGCCCAGAGACAUCAGCUUCAGCCCCUUGCUAUUGACAUACACCAUUGAACUCCGAUACAAACAGUUCAAGUGGAUCUUAUUGAAGAGGGCUUCUCAAGUUAUUUAUUUACACUUUGCACUGAAGAAGCGCUCAGUAAUUGAGGAAUUCCAUGAGAAACAAGAGCAGGUUAAGGAAUGGCUUCACCACAUAGGAAUACGAGAACAGAUUACAUCUCAGCAAUACGAUGAUGAACCUGAUGAUGGAGUUGUCCCCGCAUAUAAUGAACAUGGUUGUGUUAAAAACAGACAUGUUCCAUCUAAAGCUGCUUUGCCAAUCAUUCGCCCUUCAUUGGGGAGGCAAUGUGCCAUCCUGGAGAGAGCAAAAAGUGCAAUGCAAGAUUAUCUGAAUUGCUUUCUGGGGAACUUGGACAUUGUAAACACUAGUGAGGUCAUCAAGUUUUUGGAGGUCUCCAAGUUAUCAUUUUUACCUGAGUAUGGCCCCAAGCUUAAAGAAAACUAUGUAAUGGUUAAGCAUUUACCCAGAAUUUCAGAUGGUGACUCCAGAUGUUCUAUGUGUUAUCGGUUUGGUUGUUGCAAGAACAAUUGGCAAAAGGUUUGGGCUGUUCUGAAGCCUGGUUUCUUAGCUUUACUAAGAAACCCUUUUGACAUCGAACUGUUGGACAUAUUUGUUUUCGAUGCCCUUCCUGCUGUUAAUGGUAAGGGCAAGGAGCAAGUAAAUUUGGCAGAGGAAAUAAGGGAACACAAUCCUUUGCGUUAUUCAUUUAAGGUUUCUUGUGGGAAUCAAAGCAUAAAAUUCAGAACUGCAAGCUCUGCUAAAGUAAAAGACUGGGUUUCUGCAAUUAAUGAGGCUGGUCUGAAGCCCAAAGAAGGUUGGUGUAAUACUCACCGCUUUGGUUCUUUUGCUCCACAAAGAGGAUUGACUGAGGAUGGCAGUCAUGUUCAGUGGUUUAUAGAUGGAAAGGCAGCAUUUGGAGCAAUUGCUUCAUCAAUAGAGAGUGCCAAAUCUGAGAUAUAUAUUACUGGAUGGUGGCUUUGCCCUGAACUGUAUUUACGACGCCCAUUUCAUAAUCACAGAUCCUCUAGACUAGAUGUUUUACUUGAAGCAAAAGCUAAUCAAGGGGUUCAGAUAUUCAUUCUUCUGUACAAGGAGGUUGCUCUUGCAUUAAAAAUUAACAGUUUAUACAGUAAAAAGAAGCUUCUUAGCAUUCACAAGAAUGUGAAAGUUUUACGCUAUCCUAACCAUUUAUCUGCAGGAAUCUAUUACUGGUCACAUCAUGAAAAAAUUGUUAUUGUAGAUCAUCAUAUCUGCUUUAUUGGUGGAUUGGACUUAUGCUUUGGCCGUUAUGAUACAGUUGAACAUAAAAUUGGUGAUUACCCUCCUUUUUUAUGGCCCGGAAAGGACUAUUACAACCCAAGGGAAUCUGAACCAAAUUCGUGGGAAGAUGCAAUGAGAGAUGAACUGGACCGAGAAAAAUAUCCACGUAUGCCUUGGCAUGAUGUCCAUUGUGCACUUUGGGGACCCCCAUGCCGAGAUAUUGCAAGGCAUUUUGUUCAGCGCUGGAAUCAUGCUAAGAGAAGCAAAGCUGCAAAUGAACAAGAAAUACCACUACUUAUGCCGAAACACCACAUGGUUAUCCCACAUUACUUGGGAAGAAGCCAAGAAGUAGACAUUGAAAGUAAGAAUGCUGAAGUGGAUGCAAAAGACUUAAAUGGACAGGACUUAUUUGCUUCAGGGUCACCUCCUGAAGACAUACCAUUGCUUUUGCCCCAGGAAGCUAGUGGCAUGGAAGCUUCCAAUCUAAACAACACACUAGAUGAUGUCUGUGGUCAAUUAGAUCCACUAGAUCAAACAACUGACCUGCAAGAUGGUUGGUGGGAAAAGGUCUCAGUUGAUGAAUUAGCAGAAGCUGGUCCUCGGACCCCUUGUUCCUGUCAGGUUAUCAGAAGUGUAAGCCAUUGGUCGGCUGGAACAAGUUAUACUGAAGACAGUAUUCACACAGCUUAUUGUUCUCUCAUUGAGAAUGCUGAGCACUUUGUCUACAUUGAGGGGGGUCUGGAUGACAGUGGAGCAGCAUCUGUGAGAGCCAUAAUGCAUUGGCAAUACCGAACAAUUUGCAGGGGACAAAACUCUAUACUGCAUAAUCUUAAUGCCUUGCUAGGUCAAAAAGCAUCUGAUUACAUAUCUUUCUGUGGUCUCAGAACUUAUGGCCAACUUUCUGAUAGCUGUCCAUUGGUCACAAGCCAGGUUUAUGUCCAUAGUAAACUCAUGAUAGUGGAUGACCGCAUAGCGUUGGUUGGAUCAUCUAAUAUUAAUGAUAGAAGCUUGCUAGGAUCUAGAGACUCCGAGAUUGCUGUAGUCAUUGAAGAUAAAGAUUUUAUUGAGUCGUCGAUGGAUGGAAAGCCUUGGAAGGCUGGAAGGUUUGCUUUUAGCCUUCGGGUGUCAUUAUGGGCAGAGCACUUGGGUCUGCGUACUGGAGAGAUUUCUCAAAUCAAGGAUCCUAUAGCUGACUCUACAUACAAAGAUUUGUGGCUCUCAACUGCUAAGUUGAAUGCCACUAUCUACCAAGACGUCUUCUCUUGCAUCCCAAAUGACCUUAUAUACUCAAGGUCUGCACUGAGACAAUGUAAAGAAAGACUGAGGCACAACACUGUUGAUUUAGGAGUUGCUCCCAAAAAACUUCGAGUUUAUGUUGAUGAUAAAGUCACGAUAGUGAAUCCAACAGAGAGGGUAAAGUCGAUUAAAGGACAUCUUGUUCAUUUUCCCUUGGAGUUCAUGCGUGAAGAAGAUUUGAGACCAGUGUUUAUUGAUCCCGAAUUUUAUACUAACCCUCAUGUUUUUCAUUGAGCAUAUAUUAGAAUUUGAGUAUGCAUUUUAGGACUUCCACUUGUAUUGGAGAACCUAUCAUGUUACAUGUAUACGAGUAGAUGCACUGAUUUAGGGCAGGCAGAUUGGAGGUAACAAUUCUACAUUGACAGUGGGAAGAUAUCCCCCGAGGCCAAAUUCACUUUUAAGAGAAUAUGGCUGCAUACAACUAGUUUGUUAAUUCAAAAUGGAGAGAGAAGCAUCAUUCUGCGUACAAUUUGACAUUAGUAUUCAAGAAGUCGCUUUUUUUUUUUUGGUUGAACAUAGAACGCAGAGACUCGUGUGCGUGUGUUGUGCGUACAACAAUUCUAAUCUAAUUUAAUAUCGAGGUUUUUAUGUCUAA